AUGAUAACUUUGCUUCUACCAGAUUACCAUCUAAGCAGGGAUUCGCAUGUGGUCACCCACCAUACUACUAACCUGCCGGCGUGUGGCUUAAGUACGGCUGAGCGGACGGGAAGCCCUGUUCUCCACACCCUAUGGUCGUAUGUACUGGAUAUCUCUGUCAAGGAAAUAGAUAUCGAAUAUAAAUUAUAG
Messenger RNA from Penicillium waksmanii, 189 nucleotides. The record is from RefSeq and is a predicted model, not a curated record. Lineage: Eukaryota; Fungi; Ascomycota; Eurotiomycetes; Eurotiales; Aspergillaceae.